Pristis pectinata (smalltooth sawfish) is the source of this 2129-nucleotide messenger RNA. RefSeq names its product MPL proto-oncogene, thrombopoietin receptor (gene mpl). The record is from RefSeq and is a predicted model, not a curated record. The coding region runs from base 12 to 2129 and encodes 705 amino acids. Gene Ontology annotation, molecular function: protein binding; cytokine receptor activity. Gene Ontology annotation, cellular component: external side of plasma membrane. NCBI's taxonomy places the organism in Eukaryota, Metazoa, Chordata, Chondrichthyes, Rhinopristiformes, Pristidae. Gene Ontology annotation, biological process: immunoglobulin mediated immune response; cytokine-mediated signaling pathway. The transcript is spliced from 12 exons.
CUGUGAAAAACAUGGUGCGCUGUGCAGUAAGGCUCCUGUUUGUGGCGUGGAUGCACUUGAACACGGUCACCUUUAUCUUUGUGUCAGGUGUGGAGAAUUGGACAUUUCUCCAGGAAGGCACUUCAUCGCUGUUGUCACAAGAUGAAGAUCUGAAAUGUUUUACGCGAAUGUUAGAUGAUCUGACCUGUUUCUGGGAUAACAGCGAGGAAACAAAUUUCACUUACAAGUUCUUCUACAGCACUGAACAAAGAAUGGAGAAACAAUGUCACACAACCUCAUACAGAGUGCUGAGGAAUACAAUGAGACACGUAUGUGCUGUCCCAGUAGAGGAUAUUGUGCUCUUUCAACCACUUAUCAUUGAAGUAAUUGAAUCAUUUUCUAAUGUGUCUAAAAUCAGCCAAUAUGUAUCAAUCGAAUCAGUAGUUCUCCUAGACCCGCCAUCUAAUGUCUCAGUGCAUUUAAAUGGCAAUCCACGUGAACUCCGUAUUGGCUGGGUCCCACCAAAAAAUCCGGACAUAAACGAAUUUCUAAUAUAUGAAAUUAGCUACCGGAAGGAUAAGUCCAGCCCUGCUUCAGCAAAGAGCUUGACUGUCAGCACCAAACAGCGUCAUGAUCUUCAGGAUCUAAAGGCUGGAAUUAGGUACAUGGUUCGCCUGCGCACCAAACCUGAUGGCAUUUCGUUUGAUGGCUUCUGGAGUGCCUGGUCACAAACAGUAUCAGCUGUAACUCCCUAUUCUUCAGAUGAAAUAAAUUUACGUUGUUCAAGCCCUGACCUCCAGUUCAUAACCUGCCAAUGGAAAGUGAACAAAACGGAGGCGGGCACUCGUUACAGUCUCUACUAUCAGACAAGACAGGUGGAGUGGAAAAUAUGCAGUAAUCAAAGAAACACUACCACAGGGGAUGGCAUCACUUACCACUGCACGAUUGCAACAUCAGAAGCCAAUAAGACUGUCGUUAUCAUUAACGCAUCCUACCCUCAUCACAUACAGACAUUUUAUAAAAAACCCUUCAGGACUGAAAAUGUUGUCCGGCCUGAUCCCCCAAGGAUUGUAAAGACUGAUAUCAGCACAACUGGUGGGAAACUACGUCUCAUUUGGGAGCCACCAAUCAAAAAGUUCCAGAAUCAAAUGGUUUAUCAAAUCAGAUACUCUGAGGAAAAUGGUACAGGCUGGAAGACAUUACAUAUCCAAAAGCCAUUGCAUAGUGAGGUGUUAGACCUUCCCCAUGGUAAAACCUACUAUAUGCAACUCAGAGCCAAACCCAAUGGACUUAUUUACAGGGGAUACUGGAGCAGUUGGUCAGACACUUUUACUGCAACAAUUCCAGGCUCUAUUGGUCCAACUGUUGUGUCUCUCGUUGUUGGUGUGGCACUUCUGUUGGCAAUAGCACUUUUCGUGUCUCAUCUCAUCUUUCCAAAUAUUUACAGUAAUAUGAAGAAAAAGCUGUGGCCACAGAUUCCAAACCUAGAGAGACUGUUGGAGGGAUACCUCACUGAUUUCCAGAAGUACUCCCAACCCUCGCAGCCCACCUGUGACAAACCUGUCGACAAUGAGCCCCUCCCUUCAAUUCUGGAAAUCAUUUCUGAAGGAAUUGGAAAUGAUGGCAAGAAGUGUGUGGAAAAGCAAGAGGGUACUUGUCAAAAGCAACACGCCAGUGAAUCCCCCACCACCAACCUGCAGGAAGGGGAGUCAGAUGAUGAGACUGAGGGCUCCAACAACAGUAAUCAGAACUAUAUUUUUUUGGAUCUGCAAGACUCAUCGUCUCUUCCUCAGGAAGAUACAAAUUUUCACAAGAGGGACAAAAGUAGUUCACUGCAUGACUCCCAGUCACAAAGGUGGCCUCCUGCCCCUGACUCAAAGAGUCAUAAAGGACACGUCCAAAAUGACAUCAGCGGGAAUAAGCAGCUCUCCCCAUUACAACCAGUUAAUGUCACCGGCCUAAAACAACAUCACCCAACACCGUUGGUCAGUUACGAUGAUGUGCUCCAGCUCUUUGCUCACUUGCAUUUCCCAGUGCCAUUUGAUUAUCGAUCAAUGAGCGCGACAGAUAUUUCAAACCAUUCGUAUCUCCUACUUUCCGAUUUGGAGCCAAAUAUUUUCUCCCAACAGUGCUCUCUAAUCAAGGAGUAA